AUGUCGCCUCUCCGGCAGGCGGGCCGCCGCGCCGCGCCCCACGUCCCGCCGCCGGCAGCCCCGUCCGUGUCUCGCUCCCAGAACCAGCAAUGCCUUCCUCCGUGGGACGAACCGUUCUUCCCUCCCAGUCGCCACCGCUGCCUGCCUCUCCUCUGGGCUGGCGUCAGGGCUCGGAUGAUUUCCACUUCUCUCGAGCAUCAUGAUUUUACGUGGAAGACUAGUAUGGCUUCGAGAUUCAUGCAAACCGAUAUCGUAAAUGCUCUUCGUAAAGGUGAUCGGCAGCGAGCAUCCAUUAUGCUCUCGAAUCUUCAACAAACCAAAGAAGCGUUAACUUCAGAAGAUUUUUCUUAUAUACUGGAGUACUGUGCAGAAGCACCUGAUCCGUUGUUUGUUAUGGAGACACUGGAGCUCAUGAACGUGAAGUCCAUAGAUAUUAGUAAAAGCCAUUACAGAUCUGUCACUCGAGCACUCAGCCAAGGAGGGAAUUCGAAGGAGGCACUUAAAUUGCUCACUCUUCUAGGGGAAAAAGAAUGCUCAUACGCUGCUUUGCCGAUUUUCAACAUCUUUUUGAGUGCCUGUAGCACAAAUCUGAAUGAUGCUGAGAGCUGUCUAGAGAUAAUGGAAAACCAUCUUCUUGGGAAGUCUGAAAUAACAUUCUGUGAGCUUCUGGAGGUUGUAGUUUUGCAGAGAAAUUUGUCUGCAGUUCAUGAUUUAUGGAAGGACUGCACUAGGUAUUACAGUCCAAGCAUUGUGACUCAGAGGAAAUUUGUGAAGGCUUUCUCUACACUAGGUGACCUUCAAUCUGCAUAUCGUAUCUUGCAGCAUAUGGUAGUCCUUGCCGGAGAACGCACUGACCAUUUGAGGGUAUCUUCUAAAAGGAGAUGCCAAUCAACAAGAUUAGACAUUCCUGUACCUGCUUUGCAUGAAGUAGAAGAUCUCAAACUUGUAUCGGACUAUGAUCUGACAUCAUCAUCUCAAGGGAAGAUGGGAACUGGAGAAUGCUUGAUUGAUGCUCAGCCGGAGCUGUUACGGGUGGAAACUCAAUCAUCAAAACAUGAGCAAUUGAAGGGUUAUGUGUCAUUUAUUUCUGAUGGUGACAAUCUUGGUGACAAUUCUGAACCAGACAAUGGGAGGAUGCCAAAGACAUUGAGUUCUGCACCCACUGCAGUGAAGAAUGUUUUGCGAUGGGCUUUCAAUGAUAUCAUACAUGCAUGCGUGUACCUUGACAACUGCCAGUUGUCUGAGCAAUUAUUUCUAGAGAUGCACAAGAUUGGACUGCGGCCAUCAAGAUUUACAUAUGAUGGUUUUAUCAAGUGUGUGAUAGCCGGGAAAGGAGUUGCACAUGCCAUCAAAGUGAUCGAAGUGAUGGAUAGAAGAGGUAUCAGGCCUUACGACAGUACACUCGUUGCGCUUUCCGUUGAUCAUAGCAAAAGCUUACAGUUGGAUCUGGCUGAGCAUUUCUUGGGAAGAAUUUCAGAUAUACAACCGGAGCAUAUACAUGCUUUUAAUGCUUUGCUUUCUGGUUGUGACAUUAUGAAUGAACCAGAAAGAGCUCUCCGCAUACUAGCGAAAAUGAGGCGCUUGGAUUUGAAGCCACAUAUCUGGACCUAUGAAAUUAUGUUUUCUCUGUUUGGCAAUGUCAAUGUUCCUUAUGAAGAAGGAAAUAUGCUAUCACAUGCUGAUGUUUCCAAAAGGAUAAGCAUAAUUGAGAUGGACAUGUUAAACCAUGAGAUUCGACAUAGUUUUGUGUCUAUGAAGAACUUGAUACGAGCCUUUGGAGCCGAGGGAAUGAUAGAUGAAAUGCUGAGGUACUUGAAUGUUGCUGAGAAUGUUUUAUGGAACAUGGAUCCUUAUCAGAAGAGUGAUCUCUACGGCAUUGUGCUGCAUGCUUUGGUUAAAGCAAAGGAAACACCUAAGGCAAUAAGAACCUUCAAGAUCAUGAGAUCAUGGGGUCUCCCAACCAAUACUGCCAUUUAUAGCAUCAUGAUAGAGUGCUGCAAAUUGUUGCCGUGUGUCAAAUCAGCUGGCGCUUUGUUGUCCUUGAUGUUCCGAGAUGGCUGCUGUCCUACGGUUGUGACUUUCACAUCUCUCCUGAAGGUUGUAUUAGCAAAAGAGGAUUUUGAGGGGGCACUGGAUCUGCUGGACUUGUGCAUAACUGAAGGAAUUCAACCUGACAUUGAGAUUUUCAACACAAUACUCUCAGAAGCGAAUGCAAAAGGUAAUAUUCAUGUUGUUGAAUACAUUGUUGAGUGUAUUCACAGAGCAAUGAUUCGACCCGAUGAAUCAACACUUUGGUACACAUUUUGUGCCUACGUGGACCAAGAACUGUACAACACCGCACUCGAGGCAUUGCAAGUCCUCAGUAUGAGAAUGAUAUCCUUGGACGCGAGCAUUCUCAAGGAGAAAGGAGCAGCUUUAGAGGAUCUAAUCCUCAGCGAAGAUCCAGAUGCUGAAUUGAAGAUCAUUAGGACAUUCAAAGCAACUGAAGAAUGCAGCGCCGCAGCCUUACUGAACCUGAGGUGGUGCGUGACGAUGGGUUCCACCAUAUCCUGGUCUCCCGAGGACAAUCUUUGGGCGAGGAGACUGGCAUCCUCUUACGAUGCUAACAAGAGACCCGUGUCAUGA
Triticum turgidum subsp. durum (durum wheat) is the source of this 2625-nucleotide messenger RNA. Lineage: Eukaryota; Viridiplantae; Streptophyta; Magnoliopsida; Poales; Poaceae. The record is from the annotation of a GenBank genome assembly.